ACCGUGGCGGCUUCAGUUUGCCAACGGUGUCUCGCAGUGGAGUCGCUGACCACCGCCGUUCUCGCGUACCUCGACCUUUAUUCAUUAUCGGUAGUACUUAUAUAUAGCACCACUCCCGUGGCUGUUUCCACAAUAUUCAACAAUAUAUGCCUGUAUCUCGCGGUGUGAGAACUCUCUCUCUCUCUGUCUCUCUCUUGCGCAACACCCUCUUCAUACCGGCGAUCAUCCCCGUGCUGAAGAAAUCUGCGUCGAAAGUGAUACGAGAUGGCGCAAUUAGUUCGAACGAUCUACGACGGUUACCGGGACCUGAUGGACAACAAAAGCGACCCAAGAGUCAACGAUUGGUUUCUGAUGAGCAGUCCGUUUCCCACGCUAACGAUUUGCUUGUUUUACGCUUAUUUCGUUAAAGUGCUGGGACCGAAGCUGAUGGAAAAUCGAAAACCCUUCGACCUCAGAAGAAUAAUGUUAUGGUACAAUCUUUUUCAAGUGAUUUUCUCCUCGUGGUUGUUCAGAGAGAGUUUAGUUAGCGGCUGGGGAGGAAAUUACUCUUUCAGAUGUCAACCAGUCGAUUACUCGGACAAUUCGCUCGCGUUGCGUAUGACGAGGGGUUGUUGGUGGUAUUACAUCUCUAAAUUCGUCGAGUUCACGGACACGAUUUUUUUCGUGCUGAGAAAAAAGAAUGAUCACAUUACCACUCUCCACGUCAUUCAUCAUGGCUGCAUGCCAAUGUCCGUUUGGUUCGGAGUCAAAUUUACUCCCGGUGGUCACAGCACUUUCUUCGGUUUCUUGAACACCUUUGUACAUAUCAUAAUGUAUUCGUAUUAUUUCUUGGCGGCGCUGGGACCACGCUUGCAGCCAUUCCUCUGGUGGAAAAAGUACCUGACGACCUUGCAAAUGGUUCAGUUUGUUCUCGUGAUGAUUCACGCGUUUCAGCUACUCUUUAUCGAGUGCAAUUAUCCGAAGGCCUUCGUCUGGUGGAUUGGCAUGCAUGCCAUAAUGUUCUAUUUCCUCUUCCGCGACUUCUACAUCGAAUCGUAUAGAAAGAAGAAAUUAAAUAUCGCGUUGAAAAAGCAAAAAUCGAAGAACAUCGAAGAUGAUAAACAAAAGCAGCAACAGCAACAACAACAAGCGCAAAGCGUACGGGACGACUUCAAAGAUGCUAACAACGCCAACGAAAAUAAUGUUAUUUACGCGAAUCAGUACAAAAUGGCCACUGGCUACAUCUCGGACAGCGGCCUCAGGAAUCGCGUGUUCAUCGACAACCGAGGCUUCGACGAAUGACGAGCCGAUGUUCAAAGAAACUUCAAUCAUUAUCGUUCAUUUGUUCAUCGAUCAUCUACUCGGUAACGAAUUAUCGUGGAUUGUUCUGUUACGUUGUAGCAUUCGUUACAUUAACAACACGACCGAGUAAGAAUUCGAAGUCAAAGUGCGAGCACAUCCGGAAGGUAUCCAAAGAAACACGAGAAGAAGAAAGAAGAGGAACGCGCUAAGUAACAUUCUCUGUAUGAAAUUUUACAAGUCUGAGUCGAACGGUGUCGAUGCUUCGAGAUGGUGUUUAGCACAUUAACAGAGAAUUCUAUCGCAACUUUUUGCGAGCAUUCGCUGAACCGGAGUGCUAAGCGUGUAUAUACGUACCCGAAGACUAAAAAGCAGACUGAAUACUCUCUAAAGUGCAAUCAGUAUAUUCUUCACUGAAAUGCUAUAUUUAUAACUGAUAGUUCAGUUAUAAGUAUAACACUGCAAACAGUAAAAUCUCGCUGAAAGGAACAGUUAGUAGUAGCGACUGUUUCCAUUACUGAUACAUUUUGCGAACACAGACAGUGUUAUUGCAAGAUGCAUGGAAGCUGUUGAUUUUAUCGUCACAAAUGCAAAAAGAUGAAUUUGGUAUAACGUAUAACAAAUUUAUGUAUUGCAGAUUUUUUGUAGUAAAAUCUUACUUCCACUGAUGCAAAUUAGUGAAAAAUAAGGCAGAGUAAUAAAGUGAGAGUAUUUUCGUUGAAAAUCAGUAAAUAUUCACUGAUCGGUGAAAUAAUUCGUUUACUGAUUCAAUCGGAAACAUCUAUACUGAUUCACUUAAAGAGAGUGAAUAAGUGUUGACGGCUCAAAUAAAUUAUGUAACAAGAUUGCCGAAGUAACGAAAAGUUACUCUUGUCAGUUAGAGCGCCAAAUCGAAGUGCAUCGAUUCUUCUGUGAAUUAUUUUCUUUUCCGUAAAGAACGUUCCAAAUUUUCUCGUCGGUUAAAUGAGCGAGUUAUUCUAUUUCAUUUAUGUGCCCGUUGAUAUUCUAUAUGUCGAAAAAAUUUUCAGCGUGUAAUCAGUAUCUGUGAUAGCUACUUCUGGCCUCGAUUAAACAAAAAAAAAAAUGAUAAGGAAUAUCCUCUGAUAAAACUUCGGUAAAUUGUUUCACUGUUCGAUUCAUUUUCUUAGUUAACAAAUGUGAGGGUUGUUUCUCUUUUUACCGUUUCUGACAAUCUUCUAAUUAAAUCCCCUAAAAAAAUUCUACUGUAUGAUGUGUUCGAGUGCAUAUAUGUGUACAUGUUUGGAUAUAAAUAUAAACAGGACUUAUAUCUCAAAACAUAUGCCUCACACAUUUCUCCAGAUUAUUAU
Molecule: messenger RNA, 2606 nt
Organism: Odontomachus brunneus
Lineage: Eukaryota; Metazoa; Arthropoda; Insecta; Hymenoptera; Formicidae
Product: elongation of very long chain fatty acids protein AAEL008004-like
Exons: 4
Coding region: 265-1281 (338 amino acids)
Biological process (GO): fatty acid elongation, monounsaturated fatty acid; sphingolipid biosynthetic process; fatty acid elongation, saturated fatty acid
Cellular component (GO): endoplasmic reticulum membrane
Molecular function (GO): fatty acid elongase activity
Source: RefSeq, a predicted model, not a curated record